GUACCAUCGGCCUAUCGACGACUUUUAUCUUGCGCCAGUCGGUUGAUCUUGGUCUCUUUUCUACUUAUCCCCCUUCACCACCCACGUUCAUUUCACUCUCGCUAUUUCAUGAUCGACACUCCGUUCGGCUACAGUGCGCUGUGAUCUUUUCUUCUUAUGACCUCUCGGUUCUUCCUUCUUUUGAGACUCGACAUUUGGGAAACACUUCGACCUGCUCGAACCAUCCCGUCCUUCCUUUAAACACAACUACAACUCAGUAUCCAUCAACCGUCUUCGAGCCCAUAAUACACCAAGCCAGUUCAACUCUAUCAUACCUUUUCGAUCUUCCAACGACAUCUCCCGAGAACAGAAGAGAGACAGAGAAACACUCCAGACGAGUUCCAUGUACAACUAAGACAACCCACACUUUCACUCAUCGAGUCAUCAACACCCUGACGGUCAUUUGUCUACCAACGACCCGUCGUCCUAUCCUUCACACAGAAGAAAUCGAAACCCACCGUCAUUAGGCCAACUGCCCAUCACUCAGUUCGAAAGAACUUGAAUCAAGUGUACAACAUCGACUACGCUACACCACGCAUCAUACGAUUAAUCAGUAAAGACGGACUCAAACACCCCGCCGACUAACACCCACAGCUCAACACGACAAACUUGUCUGGUGCGUCCCGCAUGAGCAAUAAAAGAACAACAGAUGGAAGAAGUCAGGAACUGAUCAUCAAACAGACGCAUCACAAUGGACGCUACCAUGAUGACGGCUCAGGCAAUGGGACAAGCUCCCUUCCUCUACUACCGCCCCGAACAGAAGCUCGACACCUCAAGGCACCGUGGUCACUUCUCGCAGCAGCCCACCAUGUCCCAGCACAUGCCCAUGUACCCCAUGGUCCCAACCCUGCCUUCAACGCCCAUCUACUCGCGCCCCAACUCGUCCUGCUCGCAGCCCAUGGGCCCUACGCUGUACAGCAAUGGACCCGCGAACAUGACGCCGAUGGCAUCUCCCCAACCCAUGAGCCACAAGCCCGCCAUCAUGCUCGAGACGGAGAUUUGCGACGAUAGCCUCUACUUCCCGUCAACGCCGCCGCUGUCGACCUGCGGCAGUGCCAUCAGCAGCCCCAACGCCAGUUACGAUCUUCUCCAGACACCGAUGAACCCCAUGUUCUCCGGUUUGGAGGGUAUUGACGGCUUGGAGGGCUUCAAGGAGACGCUGGAAGUGCCUGAGAACCACGCUGUUGACUGGAGCAGCUGCGGGUCACCCCCGAUGACACCUGUCUACCUCCAAAACCAAGCAGCCCAGGUCCCCUCGCUUAACACCAACACUAGCGACCUUCUGUCCACCGCAUCUUGCCCUUCACUUUCUCCCUCUCCCUCACCGUACGCCAGGUCUGUCGCGUCUGAACAGGAUCUUGACUUUUGUGAUCCUCGCAAUCUUACUGUCGCUGCUGCAUCCAACACCUCCAACCCGACUCUGGCGCCCGAGUUCCCCGCUUUCACUCUCGGUGAUGAGCUCAGGAGUGAAGUUUCUGCCAAGACCCCUACCUCAGCCCCUUCUCAACCGACCUUUGACUUCAACCCUGCUUUCCCUCACGGCCUCCCCGCCUUUGAGGACCUGAGCGAUUUGGAGUCUGAGGACGACUUCGUCAACGGUCUCGUCAACCUCGGCGACGCUCACUCUGCUGAGGUCCGUCGCCCCCGUGCCUGCACCGGCUCCAGCGUCGUCUCUCUCGGCCACGCCAGCUUCAUUGGCGAGGAGUUCAACUUUGACGAGGCGGAUUUCUCUGCACCGGCCUGCCUUCCCAGCCCCUCCUCUUCCUGCUCCGACAACGACUGCCACCAGGUCAAGCGUCGCAAGGUAGUCAAGAAGGACGCGAGCGAGUCUGCGCCCAGCAUGAACACAGCCUCUGGAGCUUCUCAGGCUGCCAGCAGCGAGCAGCGUUCCAACAGCCAGGCCCCCGCUUCCGAGGCCAACAGCUCUUCCGACUCCGAGUCCAACUCGGCGCCUCUCCCGGCUCCCGUCAACCGCCGCGGCCGCAAGCAGUCCCUCACUGAGGACCCCUCCAAGACCUUUGUCUGCGAGCUCUGCAACCGCCGCUUCCGCCGCCAGGAGCACCUGAAGCGUCACUACCGCUCCCUCCACACCGGCGAGAAGCCUUUUGAGUGCCACGAGUGCGGCAAGAAGUUCUCCCGCAGUGACAACCUGUCCCAGCACGCUAGAACCCACGGCAGCGGCGCCAUUGUUAUGGAGCUCGACGACUCAGCCGUUCACUCCUUUGACCACAGCAUGAUGGGUCACCCAGAAGACUAUCACACUCUUGGCAAGGUCCUCUUCCAGGUUGCCUCUGAGAUUCCCGGAAGCGCCAGCGAGCUCUCCUCGGAAGAUGAGAACAGCAAGAAGAAGCGCAAGCGCUCCGACUAAACAGUCUGAGUGACUUGCUUUUUUCGCAUUCAAUUUCAGCACCGACAGCGACUAACCGUCGCUUUCGAUCAUGCCCGACACGACUUUGAUGACGACAACUUCUUUUUUGAUUUUUUUCCUUCUCAGGCCAGCCCCGCUAUGUUUUACGCGGAUAGGUCACUAGGGUCACACAGGGUGCCCUUCCACAGGAGGACCAUCAUGAACCACCAGAAGAUGGUCCGCCUCGGGAAGGGCCACAUGCGAAAAGUGCAAGCGGGUUUGGGCAUUUUCUCACCAACGCAUUGUCUUCCACUGUAUCAGUAUUUACGACGCCAGACUCGCCGACUCCCUCCACAGGUCUCGGAACAUGGUCAGCGUCGAAGGGAUGCGUUGUUUCAAGGGCAGCAUUGAUGAUCACCACCAAAAGUUCAAGAACGCAAGGGCAAAGGCAAGAGCAAUCCGGAACCAGGACAACGGCGUGUAACGGCGGACUUUGUUUCAAACAGACACACAGCAGCAGCAUGAUUGUUUAUUCGUUUGGAUUUUUUUUCGGAGACAGAGGAGAGGGAAGACACAGAGACACAACCCAAGACUCAACAUCCAUCCAAUUUUUUUGGCAGCGGCCAAAGCGUACUUUUCUCUACGCUCGUUGUAAUCUCUCCAGCAUGUUCGGAGGCCGGCAGCCAGCAUCGCAUUUGGAACAUGGGAACAUUUCUUCUUGUGCGCGACGAUCCGAAGCUCGGACACCUUUCUCUCGGGAAGGUUCACCGUCUGCGGGUUCGUCGCCUUCAUGUGUUUACUUUUUUCACCAUCGAGUUGGGAUUCUUCUCGUUUGAGCUCUUAUCUUGUUGGUCGCGGAUCCAAUUCAGUGUGAGAGAGGAGGCGGAGGCGGAAGCAGAGGAGGGGGUGCUUGGAGUGCAGGUCACCUCAUCAUCGGACAAACAGAAGAUGGAUUUUCAUUUCUUUUCGCCGCAAAAACAACUUUGUAAACCUGUACACAAACACAAACACAUUUCUGAACACACACAAAAAAAAAAAGAGAACACUUUUACGCGCUGCCAAAAACCUUUUCCCUACCUCGCCCGCAUCUUUCUUGUGAUCAAUGCCUCCUCUCCCUAAGUGCCUUUCGCGUGCCGCGUUGUGUGAUCUGACUCGGGGGCUGAACAAUGUUCUAGUUCAUCGAUCGAUGGGGGCUUGACUUUUACAUUCCUUCGACAUGGGUUCAACUUUUUCCUACCCAAGACAAGACAUCAACC
This is a messenger RNA of Colletotrichum scovillei, 3642 nucleotides long. RefSeq lists its product as uncharacterized. Gene Ontology annotation, biological process: regulation of transcription by RNA polymerase II. Lineage: Eukaryota; Fungi; Ascomycota; Sordariomycetes; Glomerellales; Glomerellaceae. Gene Ontology annotation, molecular function: DNA-binding transcription factor activity, RNA polymerase II-specific; RNA polymerase II cis-regulatory region sequence-specific DNA binding. The transcript is spliced from 2 exons. The record is from RefSeq and is a predicted model, not a curated record. The coding region runs from base 731 to 2407 and encodes 558 amino acids.